AACCAAAGCUGCAUCAAUUGAAUCACUAUCUAGCAUCAAUUGUUUACCAGCUUAUAAAACUUUGGAAAGAGAUAAACCUAUCAGCUAUCUUUGAGUCUCCAUCUAGCAAGAGAAUAAAAU
Racocetra fulgida is the source of this 120-nucleotide messenger RNA. The record is from the annotation of a GenBank genome assembly. NCBI's taxonomy places the organism in Eukaryota, Fungi, Glomeromycota, Glomeromycetes, Diversisporales, Gigasporaceae.